GUCAACUGUCAAGUUGCAUAUGGUCGGUCAGGGGGAAGAUUUCUGUUGUCUGUUGGGUGGAAAAUAUUUAUAAAAUUAUUAUUUUUAACAAUAAGCAGUAUUGUGCAUUCUUUUAUACAUAUUUAAAACUAUUUCAGUAGUGCUUUACCUCACAAAAUCACAUAUAGAUGCUGUUCGAAAUGAAAUAAGGAUGAAGCCAUUAGCUCUUCAUCUCACACGUAACAAUUUAUAUAAUUUAUUUAUUAAUUGUAGUUCGUGAAAGACAAUGGAAGACAAAAAAUAAUGUCAUGUGAAAGCAAGGAAAAGGAAAUGUCUGAGCGACAUCUCCUAGACCGGGCGCUAAGAGACAGCGCCGUGCCCGUACCAAACGUGCGCGCGAGGCUGCCUCAGCACUGGAAGGAGUUCGUGUGUGGAGGGGGGUCAGCAUUCUGCAACAUACUCAUAAGUUAUCCUCUAAAUAAACUCAUAUUUAGACAGAUGAUGCAUGGAGUUGAAACACAGUUUGCCUUUACCCAGUUACGGAAAGAAGGCUUGUCUUUUCUUUACCGAGGAAUGCUACCUCCUUUGCUGCAAAGGUCACUUUCAAUGUCUCUAAUGUUUGGAGUGUAUGAUGAAUGCCUACAACCAAUGUUAGAGUACAAAGUCAACUCAUACAUUGCAAAAUCAUGCGCCGGCUUGGUUGCAGGCUGCUUUGAAGCAACCCUCAUGCCAUUUGAGAGGAUACAAACACUGCUGAUACAUCCAAAGUACCACAAUGAGUUCAAGAAUACUGCUGAUGCAGCAACUCACAUUGCUAAGCACUAUGGCAUUAAGGAAUUCUACAGAGGAUUGGUACCCAUAUUACUUAGAAAUGGUCCCUCCAAUGCAAUGUUUUUCAUAAUUCGUGAUGAAGUGCAAGACAGGCUCCCCAAACAAGAAAAAGCACUCUACCAAGGCCUACAAAAUUUCUUGGCUGGAGCGUCAAUUGGUGCUCUGCUCAGUACACUCUACUACCCUUUGAAUGUUAUUAAAAUCGCAAUGCAGUGUGAACUUGGUGGUCCCCACAGGACAUUAAUAUAUGAGUUCAAUUAUAUUUUGCGCAAACGAGGUUCGAAAUUCGCCAACUUUUACCAUGGAGCUUUACUUAACAUCUCUCGCGCGUUUCUAAGUUGGGGCAUCAUUAAUGCCUCUUAUGAAGUUUUGAGAAAGUUUUUAUACUCCUAGUCAAAUUGUUUUAUCUUGUACAGAUAUUUAUUUGUUUCAGAGGUAUUGUUUAUGUUAAAUCAAAUUGUUAUUAUAUUGUUUAAAAAAUGUAUAUUUCUUGGGAAUACGCAUGUACAGAUACACAGUAAACAAUUUGAGCACAAUAAUGACAAACAUGAAUCUUUUUAUUGUUUUCUUAUGUCGACGUGAACUGUAUUUUGUACAUAUGUAUAUACAAUGUAGAAGAGCAAUAAUGGAAAUACGUGUUUUGAAUACAUUGCUAUGCUGUUUUUAAAUAUUUUAAUUCAAUGCCAAUAAUUUUUUAUAAUAUUUUUCAUAGCUAAAUCUGCUGGAGCGUGCAGAAUGGUUUGCAUCUUUCUAACAAUGGGAUCUUAAAAUGAAAAUUAUAAUUGUAAAAUAUUCCACCUCUGCCUGUAUAUAUUUGUUGUGAGGAUAUAUCUGCGAGGAUUAGGGGUAAAUCUGUAAGUGCGAUUAUACUUUAUUUAUUGUAAACGUUAUUUUUAAGUAGACAAUGUUGAUUUAUACAUUUGGAAGCAUUUAUAUAUUAUUAGACGAAAGGCGUAUUAUGAUACUUGUUUUAGCAACAAUACUGCGUGCAAUAGUUCAGUCGGUGCUUGUAGUGCAUUGCCCAUUUAAAUAUGAUUUUACAGUAUUUUAUCUGUAGCUAUACCCAAAUACAUAACAGUAUAUUGAUCUGUGUUAUACAUAUAAUGGCCGAGUUAAUUAAUAUAGGUACCCACCUAUCUGCGCAAGUUAUUCUUAAA
Spodoptera exigua (beet armyworm) is the source of this 1967-nucleotide messenger RNA. Lineage: Eukaryota; Metazoa; Arthropoda; Insecta; Lepidoptera; Noctuidae. The record is from the annotation of a GenBank genome assembly.